GGUAGGCAGAGCUGUGCCUGACGUGGACGCUGAACUUUAGAAAGCUUGGGGGUCCAUGCUUGCAGCAGGUUCACCCGUUAACCGUCACCAGUUGCUUCCCAUUACUCGAAGCUUCGUAUCUGAAUUUGAAUAGCUUCGUCCAUUUUCAUCAAAACAACCUUUCUUCCUCUACAUCAAACCAAAAUACAUCCUUUCCAUUUAUACGGCGCGACCUUUUUAACGGUCGUCGCGUAAAUCAUCAUUCAAUCUAGUUGUACACAUUGAUUUUCCUCGUUCUUCCAUCUGUCCACUUCCAAUCUCUUCUCCCUGCAUCAUCGGCCAAAAAAAAAACAUUUUCGUAACGCGGAUUUCUCGUCUUCUCGAAAUUCACCAUUCGUUACAAGACACGCAAUUAAUUCGAUUUCAAGAUGCCUGGUCUGGUUACUGCCACUGGUGUACUAGCCUUCUUGGCCGAUGAAGAGCCAGAGCUCAAGGUAUUCGCCCUCCAAACACUCAACGAUGACAUCGACACUGUUUGGUUCGAGGUUGCCAGCGCGCUUGGCCAGAUUGAAGCUCUCUAUGAAGACGAAUCCUUUCCGGAGCGCAAAUUGGCUGCCCUCGUACUCGCCAAGGUCUAUUAUCAUCUCCAGGCUUACGAUGAGAGUAUGACCUUUGCAUUAGCCGCAGGUGAACUAUUCAAGCUAGACAACCCUGGCGAAUUCGAGGAGACAAUUAUUUCCAAGUGUGUCGACCACUAUAUCGCUGCCAAGAACGAGAACCACACCGUCGUCAACAAGAAGGAUAAGGAUACUUCCUUGCCCGCCCUUGCUACGGCAUUCUCAAGCACCGGUGCCGAUGGCAGCGCCUCUGCUCUUAUCUCGCCCACGACACCCUUCUCCCAGUCUACCCUUCCAUCGAAGUCUCUUCUAUCUCGAGCCUCUACCGACAACACCAUUCUCGAACCCUCCUUCGAACCGCAGAAGAAGCAACAUCGAUCGUCCUCUAUUGCUUUAACCAAUAAUGAACUCGACACUCGUCGCGCGAUCGACCAAGUCAUUGAGCGCUUAUUCGAGAGCUGUUUGAAGGAGAGACGUUACCAACAAGUCGUGGGUAUAGCAGUCGAAGCAAAGCGCCUUGACGUCGUUAGUAAGGUCAUUCAACGCGCGGACGAAGACUACAAGCGUAACAAGGGCAAGUCAGCACAAGACGAUGCCGUAGGACCCGCCGAGGAGUUGCUAGACUAUUGCUUGAGUAUAUGUAUGGAUGUUGUCCAAGAGCGGGCUUUCCGAGACGAAAUCUUGCAGCUCAUCCUAGAUAUUCUCACCAGUGGCCGUGCCAAGGACCCAGACUACUUCUCGAUCGCCAAAUGCAUCAUUUACUUAAAUAAGGAUGAACAGGCGGGUACCGUCAUUCAGCAUCUAGUCAAAGCGGAGACUGUUGAAGCUACGGCCAUAGCUUACCAGUUUGCGUUCGACCUAUACGACAAUGGCACACAAGAAUUUCUAGGUAAAGUUAUCUCGGGUUUACCCAAGAGUGACAUUCCUACGGAGAAGGGGGGCCACGAGGCCACUGGAGAAUCCGAGAGUGAACCCCUUCUAAGUGGAGAAACCGACGCGGGAGAGGGCGAGUCCGAAGAGGUUGAUGGAAAGAGAGGUGCCAUCUACAAGAACAUUCGUUCCAUCCUAGACGGCACUAAGACCAUCAAGCUCAAUCUAGAGUUCCUCUACCGCAACAAUCAUACCGACCUAAGCAUCCUCAACAAGGUUCGGGACAGCCUCGAGGGCCGUAAUUCGAUCUUCCAUACCGCCGUCACCUUCUGCAAUGCCUUUAUGAACCAAGGUACUACCAAUGACAAGUUCUUUAGGGAUAAUCUGGAGUGGCUAGGGAAAGCCGUCAAUUGGUCCAAGUUUACCGCUACUGCUGCUUUAGGUGUUAUCCACCGUGGAAACCUCUCUCAGUCUAGGAAGCUUCUAGAGCCUUAUCUUCCACGAGGCGCUGGUGGUAUCAGUGGCGGCUCCCCUUACUCGCAAGGUGGUGCUCUUUACGCAUACGGCCUUAUCCAUGCCAACCACGGCGCCGAUGCUCUGGAUUAUCUCAAAACUCAGUUUACGGCUGCGGAAGAAGAGGUGAUUCAGCAUGGUGGUGCUCUUGGGCUAGGCCUUGCUGGUAUGGCAAGUGGAAACGAAGAGAUAUUUGAGAACUUGAAGAGCGUUCUCUACGCCGAUUCUGCUCUUAACGGUGAAGCCGUUGGCCUCUCAAUGGGUUUAAUCAUGUUGGGUACUGGCAACGUUAAAGCUCUCGAAGAUAUGGUUGCUUACGCGCACGAAACGUCUCACGAGAAGAGCGUACGAGGCUUAGCCCUGGGUAUGUCUUUAAUCAUGUAUGGCCAACAAGAGGGCGCGGAUGUCAUGAUAGAAGGUCUUUUGAACGAUCCGGAUCCGACUUUACGAUACGGUGGUAUCAUGACCGUGGCGAUGGCCUACUGUGGCACGGGCAGCAACAAGGCUAUCCGCAAGCUAUUGCACGUUGCCGUUAGUGACGUCAAUGAUGAUGUGCGACGAAUUGCGGUCAUGAGCUUAGGUUUCAUCCUUUUCCGCAAACCCGGCAGCGUGCCUCGUAUGGUCGAGCUACUCUCCGAAUCCUACAACCCUCACGUUCGUUACGGUUCCGCCAUGGCUCUUGGUAUCUCGUGCGCUGGCACCGGAUUAGACGAGGCCAUCGAUUUGCUGGAGCCCAUGAUGAAGGACCCAACCGAUUUCGUCCGACAAGGAGCACUAAUUGCGCUAGCCAUGAUCAUGAUCCAACAGAAUGAGGUCAUGAACCCUAAAGUUGCGUCAAUCCGCAAGACACUCAAGAAGGUAGUUGGUGACCGCCACGAAGAUGCUAUGACCAAGUUCGGUGCGGCCCUCGCUCUGGGUAUUAUUGAUGCCGGUGGACGUAACUGCACGAUCGGUCUACAAACUCAGACGGGCAACCUCAACAUGGCCGGUAUUGUCGGAAUGGCUGUCUUCACGCAAUACUGGUAUUGGUUCCCCUUUACCCAUUUCCUGUCCCUCGCCUUUAGCCCAACCUCGAUUAUUGCCUUAGAUCACGACCUGGACAUCAUAGAUGUUAAGUUCCACUGUGCCACGAAGCCAAGUCUGUUCGAUUAUCCCCCAGAGCAGGAAGUCAAGGCGGAAGAGGGACCAACUAUGAUCGCAACUGCUAUCCUCUCUACCACUGCCCAAGCCAAACGUCGGGCUCAGAAGAAAGAAAAAGCACAGCGGAGGGAGAGCAUGGAUAUCGAUUCCACAGCCACACCAACCAUUUCCAAACCAAGUGCUAGUAGCGAUAAGAUGGAGGUCGAUACGAAGGCCAAGCUAAGCGAAGACACCAAGGACAAGAAGGAAGGCGAGACUCCCGCUCCUGGCGAGAAGGAAACAUCAGCACCCCCAACAGAUACCAAGAAGAAACCCGAGAAAGAGAAGCCGGGUUACGAAAUUGAGAAUAUGAGCCGUGUCCUACCGGCACAACUCAAGUAUAUCAGCCUCACCAAAGGCCGUUACUGGCCAGUCAAGUUGGUGAGACCUGGCCCACUGCCUACCGGUGGCCCCAUUCUCCUCCACGACAUGCAACCUGAGAAGGAAAAGGCGCUUAUUGAAGAGAAACUCAAGAAGGUGGCUACAGAAAAAGCACCUGUGGCUGGUGCCGGUAGCGGUCAGAACCGUAAUCCUCGAACGGUUGAGGAAGCUCUCCUCCAUCGCCUUAGACAAGACCAGCUUGCCACUCCUAGUCGAAAUAAUGUAGGUGGUGCCGCAGCGGCAGCCGGCGUGUUGACUGCCAUAGACGAAGACGCCGAGGGCGACGAGGAAGCCGAGCCGCCUCACGAUUUCGAGUAUUACACUGACGAGGAGGAUGAGUAAAUGCGCAAAUGCACACCAUCCUAAAGAGCCAGUCAUGUGUAUUUGUACCUUAUUUGUAGCAUAGACAAACCCAAGAUGGGUUAUAAUAGCCAACCACAAUAUUUUACAACCUCGA
Molecule: messenger RNA, 3996 nt
Organism: Hypoxylon trugodes
Lineage: Eukaryota; Fungi; Ascomycota; Sordariomycetes; Xylariales; Hypoxylaceae
Product: 26S proteasome regulatory complex, non-ATPase subcomplex, Rpn2/Psmd1 subunit
Exons: 3
Coding region: 408-3881 (1157 amino acids)
Biological process (GO): proteasome-mediated ubiquitin-dependent protein catabolic process; regulation of protein catabolic process
Cellular component (GO): proteasome regulatory particle, base subcomplex; proteasome storage granule; proteasome complex
Molecular function (GO): enzyme regulator activity
Source: RefSeq, a predicted model, not a curated record